Tetranychus urticae (two-spotted spider mite) is the source of this 961-nucleotide messenger RNA. Its product is annotated as popeye domain-containing protein 1-like. Gene Ontology annotation, biological process: heart development; regulation of membrane potential; striated muscle cell differentiation. NCBI's taxonomy places the organism in Eukaryota, Metazoa, Arthropoda, Arachnida, Trombidiformes, Tetranychidae. Gene Ontology annotation, cellular component: sarcolemma. The record is from RefSeq and is a predicted model, not a curated record. Gene Ontology annotation, molecular function: cAMP binding.
CAAACUUGCUUAAAUUAUUUUUGCACACUAGAUGAAAUCAGUUUCUGCUGAUCUGAUAUUGAUUCUCUCUUGGACUAUAUGAAAGUGAUAUUGAUCGAUUCAUCUCCGCAGAAUCUUAAGCUAUUUGAAUAUGAAAUCAUCUGAAAAAUCAAAUCUUACAAUUUUUAGUGUUAAUAUCGAUCAAACUUUACUGUAUUGAACUAAAUAUGUGAUGAAAUUUAAUUUGCUUCAAUUAAAAUGGAUUCUUGGAUAUUUCAUUCAGCCAAUAUCUGCUUGGCUUUAGGUUUCAUUGAAUUUCCUUUGGAAAGUGGUCCAUUAAUUUCAAGAUGUGCUUUGGUUAUUGGUCUAAUACUGCAUUGUGAUUGGUCAAUCAAAGUAAUUUGCUCGCCUCUGGUUUUCACUUGGAACGUUGUCAUGUUAAUUGUAAACAUUGGACAUCUGAUUCACUUAUUUUAUACUUUAAGACAAGUCAACUUUUACUCCAAAUCACUGGAAAGAGUUUAUAACCGAAUGUUCGCUCCAAUGGGAGUAUCAAAACUUACUUUUCAACGAUUGUCAUCAGAUGACUUGGCCUCGAUUCAUAGGUUAGAGGCUGGUGAGGCCUAUUCAAUUCAAGGGCUAACCAAGAACGACAGAUUAAGUUUACUGGUUUCAGGAAGAGCUAAUGUAAUUUCAAAUGGGAAAUAUUUACAUCCGAUUGAGCCCUUGGAAUUUAUGGAUUCGCCUGAAUUUGAAUCUAAUUGCCACAAUUCCGAUGAUAAAAUGAAUGUUUCUAUUAUGGCUGUUGUCCCGUGUCGGUACAUUUCUUGGGAGAGAUGUAAUUUAGAAUACCAUUUAAUUAAAGAAACUGAUUUUUCAAAUGCAUUGAGUUAUAUGGUUGCCCGCGAUAUAACCAAUAAGUUAUACUCAAUGAACAAAAAGGUUAGUUUGAAAUUGCUAAAAUAACAAUUAAAAACACUAA